Molecule: messenger RNA, 7646 nt
Organism: Microtus oregoni (creeping vole)
Lineage: Eukaryota; Metazoa; Chordata; Mammalia; Rodentia; Cricetidae
Product: sushi, nidogen and EGF-like domain-containing protein 1
Exons: 31
Coding region: 1-4230 (1409 amino acids)
Biological process (GO): cell-matrix adhesion; establishment or maintenance of epithelial cell apical/basal polarity; heterophilic cell-cell adhesion
Cellular component (GO): protein-containing complex; plasma membrane
Molecular function (GO): calcium ion binding; protein binding
Source: RefSeq, a predicted model, not a curated record
AUGCGCCGCGGCGCCGCAUGGGCGCUGCUGCUGGCCGCAGCCCUGGGGCUCGGGGCUCGCGGGGUGCGCUCUGCGGUGCCCCUCGCCGACUUCUACCCUUUCGGCACGAAGCGCGGCGACGCCGUCACCCCAAAGCAGGACGACGGCGGCUCGGGGCUGCAGCCCCUCUCGGUGCCCUUCCCGUUCUUCGGCGCCGAGCACUCCGGACUCUACGUGAACAAUAAUGGGAUCAUCUCCUUCCUGAAGGAGGUUUCUCAGUUCACCCCUGUGGCCUUCCCCAUUGCCAAAGACCGCUGUGUGGUGGCAGCCUUCUGGGCAGAUGUGGACAACCGACGUGCAGGCGACGUCUACUACCGGGAGGCCACUGACCCAGCCACGCUACAGAGAGCCACAGAGGACAUCAGACGGUACUUUCCUGAGCUCCCGGACUUCUCUGCUACCUGGGUUUUUGUUGCCACCUGGUACCGCGUGACCUUCUUUGGAGGCAGCUCCUCUUCCCCCGUCAACACAUUCCAAAUAGUGCUCAUCACCGAUGGCCGGUUCUCCUUCACCAUCUUCAACUACGAGGCCAUCCUGUGGACCACAGGCACACACGCCAGCAGCGGGGGUGAUGCUGAUGGCUUGGGAGGCAUCGCAGCCCAGGCAGGUUUCAACGCAGGUGAUGGGCACCGUUACUUCAACAUCCCUGGGUCACGCACAGCAGACAUGGCUGAGGUGGAGACCACCACCAACGUGGGCGUGCCCGGGCGCUGGGCGUUUAGAAUCGAUGAUGCCCAGGUGCGCGUGGGGGGCUGCGGCCAUACAACCUCUGUGUGCCUGGCCCUGCGUCCGUGCCUCAAUGGCGGCAAGUGUAUCGAUGACUGCGUCACAGGCAACCCCUCCUACACCUGCUCCUGCCUCGUGGGCUUCACAGGGCGGAGAUGCCACCUGGAUGUAAACGAGUGUGCCUCCCACCCAUGCCAAAAUGGUGGGACCUGCACCCACGGUGUCAACAGCUUCAGCUGCCAGUGCCCCGUCGGCUUCAAGGGACUCACCUGUGAAUCAGCCCAGUCUCCCUGUGACAACAAAGUGUGUCAAAAUGGCGGCCAGUGCCAGGCAGAGAGCAGCUCCGCAGCAUGUGUGUGCCAGGCUGGGUAUACUGGGGCCACCUGUGAGACAGAUGUGGAUGAAUGCAGCUCCAACCCAUGCCUGAAUGGAGGAUCAUGCGUUGACCUGGUUGGAAACUACAGCUGUGUUUGUGUGGAGCCCUUCGAGGGACCUCGAUGUGAGACAGGAAGCUACCCAGUGCCUUCCCCCUGCCUCUCCGACCCCUGCCAGAACGGGGGCACCUGUGUGGAUGCGGAUCCGGGAUACGUGUGCGAGUGCCCUGAAGGCUUCAUGGGCUUGGACUGCACAGAGAGGAUCCCCAAUGACUGUGAGUGCCGGAACGGAGGCAGGUGCUUGGGUGCCAACACCACCCUCUGCCAGUGUCCUCCGGGCUUCUUCGGGCUCCUUUGUGAAUUUGAAGUCACAGCCACACCCUGCAACAUGAACACGCAGUGUCCAGACGGAGGCUACUGCAUGGAGUACGGCGGGAGCUACCUCUGCGUCUGCCACACAGACCACAACAUCAGCCACUCUCUGCCGUCACCCUGCGAUUCAGACCCUUGCUUUAAUGGAGGCUCCUGUGAUGCCCACGACGACUCCUACACAUGCGAGUGUCCCCGUGGAUUCCACGGCAGGCACUGCGAGAAAGCCCGGCCACACCUCUGCAGCUCGGGGCCCUGCCGGAAUGGGGGCACAUGCAAAGAAACAGGCAAUGAGUACCACUGCACCUGCCCUUAUCGCUUCACCGGGAGACACUGUGAGAUUGGAAAGCCAGACUCCUGCGCCUCUGGUCCCUGUCACAAUGGUGGCACUUGCUUUCACUACAUUGGCAAAUACAAGUGUGAUUGCCCUCCAGGCUUCUCUGGGCGGCACUGUGAGAUAGCCCCCUCCCCCUGCUUCCGGAGCCCAUGCAUGAAUGGGGGUACCUGUGAGGAUCUAGGAGCAGAUUUCUUCUGCCACUGCCAGCCAGGGUAUACAGGACACCGGUGUCAGGCAGAGGUGGACUGUGGUCGCCCUGAGGAGGUGAAGCAUGCAACUAUGCGCUUCAAUGGGACUCACAUGGGCUCAGUGGCCCUGUACACAUGUGACCGUGGCUUCAGCCUGACUGCUCUCAGCCACAUGCGUGUCUGCCAGCCACAAGGUGUCUGGAGUCAGCCUCCCCAGUGCAUUGAAAUAGAUGAGUGCCGGUCUCAGCCAUGCCUGCAUGGAGGCUCCUGCCAGGACCUCACCGCUGCUUACCAGUGCCUCUGCAGCCCAGGGUAUGAAGGAGUCCACUGUGAGCUAGAGACAGACGAGUGCCAAGCACAGCCCUGUAGAAAUGGAGGCUCCUGCAGGGACCUCCCAGGAGCUUUUAUCUGCCAGUGCCCUGAAGGUUUCACUGGAGUCCACUGCGAAACAGAGGUGGACGCCUGUGCCUCCAGCCCCUGCCAGCACGGAGGCCGGUGUGAGGACGGUGGUGGGGCCUACCUGUGCGUGUGUCCAGAGGGCUUCUUUGGCUACCACUGCGAGACAGUGAGUGACCCCUGCUUCUCUAGCCCCUGUGGGGGCCGCGGCUACUGCUUGGCCAGCAACGGGUCCCACAGCUGUACCUGCAAAGUGGGCUACACAGGCAAGGACUGCACCAAAGAGCUCCUCCCACCAACAGCUCUCAGGGUAGAGAGGGUGGAGGAGAGUGGGGUCUCCAUCUCCUGGAGCCCACCUGAGGGCACCAUGGCCAGACAGGUGCUGGACGGCUACGCGGUCACCUACGCCUCCUCGGACGGAUCCUCCCGGCGCACAGACUUCGUGGACCGGAGCCGCUCCUCUCACCAGCUGCGAGCCCUAGCAGCCGGCCGUGCCUACAAUAUCUCUGUUUUCUCCGUCAAACGAAACACCAACAACAAAAACGACAUCAGCAGGCCCGCAGCGCUGCUCACCCGCACCCGACCCCGCCCUGUGGAAGACUUUGAGGUCACCAACAUUUCAGCCAAUGCCAUCUCAGUGCAGUGGGCUCUCCACAGGAUCCAGCAUGCUACUGUCAGCAGGGUUCGAGUGUCCAUCCUCUACCCUGAGGCCUCAGUGGCCCAGUCCACUGAGGUGGACAGGAGUGUGGACCGACUCACAUUUGGGGACCUGCUGCCAGGAAGAAGAUACACUGUGCGGCUAACCACCCUCAGUGGGCCUGGGGGAGCCGAACACCCCACUGAGAGCCUGGCCUCAGCACCACUGAAUGUGUGGACCCGGCCUUUGCCUCCAGCGAACCUGACUGCCUCUCGAGUCACAGACACCUCUGCCCACAUGGUAUGGGACGCCCCCGCUCCAGGUAUCUCACUGGAGGCUUAUGUCAUCAAUGUGACUACCAGUCAGAGCACCAAGAGCCGCUACAUCCCCAACGGGAAGCUGGUGUCCUACACGGUGCGGGACCUGCUGCCAGGUCGGCGGUACCAGCUCUCAGUUACGGCUGUGCAGAGCACGGAGCAGGGCCAGCUGCACAGCGAGCCUGCCCACCUCUACAUCAUCACCUCCUCCAGGGAUGGCACUGACAGACGUUGGCACCAGGGAGGACACCAUCUACGGAUGCUCAGAAACAGACCGGCCCCUGUGCGCCUUCCAGAGCUGCGCCUGCUCAAUGACCACAGUGCCCCUGAAACACCAACUCAGCCGCCCAGGUUCUCAGAGCUUGUAGAUGGAAGAGCAAGAGUGAGUGCCAGGUUUGGUGGCUUACCCAGCAAAUCAGUCAUUGUGAGAUCACAACCCACCACUCCGGUGCCGCUCAAGAACACAGAGGAGGCCCCUGAGCAGGUCCGCCUGGCCCUCCAGCUAUCCAGGAACAGCAGCAAGGACCCAGAAAGUGCCCUUGGUAGCUGUUCAGAAGAUGCCUGUCAGAAUGGAGGCACCUGUGUGCCAGGUGCCAAUGCCCACAGCUGUGACUGCAGACCUGGGUUCAAAGGCAGACACUGUGAGCUUGCCUGUGAAAAAGUGCCUCGCCCCUGCACACGGCUGUUCUCAGAGACAAAGUCGUUUCCUGUCUGGGAAGGAGAUGUCUGCCAUCACGUGUAUAAGAAAGUCUACAAAGUUCACCAGGACAUCUGCUUUAAAGAGCGCUGUGAGAGCACAAGCCUCAGGAAACCCCAAGCAGGAAACAAAGUAACAGUCAAACACUGAAGAAAUCUUAAGGAACACUCUCCUUCAUACCAAGAUCUGUUGAGAACUGGAGACACCAUCACACCCAGCACCUUGAGCACUGAGGUCCUUUACCAGACACUGAUGGCACAGACUCAGCACUGUGCUCUUACAGACCCAACCAGGAAGGCUCCAGAACUCCCUACUAUAGCCUCCCUCUAGAUACAACCUGGUCUGGCCGUGAAUAUGAAUCUGCUUUCAGGUGGAAAUGAGACUUUAAGAGGGAGGGGCAACUCUCUCUCUCUCUCUCUCUCUCUCUUUCUCUCUCUCUCUCUCGGCAGAUCAGUUACAGCGAGGCACAAGAAUCACCUGGCCCCUUUAGGGCAGUGGGCCUGGGUGGUAAAAGGAUCAAGGAUGCCAAACAACCCUAGGGGUGCUGGGAAGGCUCUAAGGAAGUACCCCCAACCCUAUGAAUGGCAUUCUACUGGUGAAAUAGGGUGGGAACCUUGUCAUGUAACACCCAGGUGAUCCUAAAUGCAGCCUCUCAUUGGGGGGUUAGGGUGGAUCCUGGGAUUCUAAGCACCAAUAUCCCUGAAAUGAAAGAAACUUUGCCUGCUUGCUCCAGCAUGCCCCACCCACCUCCCCAUGUAUAAACUGUGAGAUGUUAAAGGGCAUUGGAUGUUUUUCCACAACAGUCUGGAAAAUACUGGGUUACUCUGUGGAGACCCAUGUAUAGCCCAAACUCAGCCCCACAGUGACUUCCUAUUGAUGUGACAUAAUUGGGAACGACAGAUUGGCUGGCCCAAGAAAAUUUACUCCCCUCCCUUGGGAGAGCCAGAACAGUUCACUUUUCCUGUGUUGGGAGAGAGGCGUAUCUGGAAACUAGCCACAUCAGCAGUCAGCUUUUUCUUCUACAGUGGAGGACAUGAAGGAGAAAUGUCACCCAAAGGCCUAAGAACAACCACAAACAAAGGAGCUCCAGGCAACGCUCAUCCUAAGGAAAAAUGCUCACAGUAAGGGAUAGGACAUGAGCAAAGGUGAUCGGGGCAUCAGAACAGCAGGCUCUCGGACAUCAAGCAGCAGGGCCUUUGCAUCCUCACCGUUUCUACUAUGAAAACCCUGUAUGAAGAGCAGCUGACAACACUCAAAUCCUGUCCGCUCCACAGCAUCACCUUUCACCUCAGCCUCCAAGAAUGCAAACACAAAACACCUCCAACACUUGUGAGCAAUUUAAACCCACGAAGAUCAAGAGUCAGUCCAGACAUUAUUUGGUUUUAAAAUAUUUACAUUGCAAUACGUCACUUGAAAUAUCAAUGUAUCUUUUAAGAACUCACCCAGAAUGCCCAUUUUUAUAAAAAUUAAUAAUCCCCAGCUACUUACCACAGACUGACUUAUAGAACACUUAUUUCCAGAGCAACAGGGAAAACAGACAGGAAGCACGCAUGCGCGCGCGCGUACACACAGACAGACAGACAGACACACUCACACAAAACACCAUUCAAGGCUGCCCUAGGAAAACGACCCAAUGCCAUCACCAGAAGGCAGCAGGGGACCAGCAGCCUAUUGAUUCAAAUUUAAAGGACGGGCUGAACCCAGGUGUCCUCAUAGAGGUUCCUGUGUUCUCACUUCCACCCUCUGCAUCACAGCCAGCUGGAAUUCUGGCGAUGCAAGAAUGAAUACAGGUCCCCUGGGGAACAGUGCCUGCUGCCCCCAGAGAAAGAUAGUGGGCAUAAAAAGGAGUCUGUUUGCUGCUCCUGCUUCUAAAGGGUCAGCAGGUGCUGGUAACACUGCCCACCUCAAGAAUUUUCAAGAUGCAGAAAAAUGAGGUCUGAAACCUAACUUAAAAAUGACAGGAGACAAGUUCUUGGCUGUAGUCAGUCUCCCCUAAGACCUCUGUCCUCAGAUUUCUAGAAGAUAGACAACCAGAUCCGCACACCCAAGGAUUCCUGCAAGGGAAGCCCUGAAGCAUCUGCAAUCUUAACCCAGGCUGCUGUUUGUGCAGCUGUAGCCAGUACCUCUGUGAGCAGUGAGUGUGCAAAUUACCUGGGUUAGCAGGCUUGGUCAGUGGUGCUUCUCUAUGCUCGGAAACCGCCCCAGAUUCCAGCAUCAGAGAAGUGUCUCUUGAACCCUCAAAACCUCAAGAAGAAAAGACUCAGCUUUCACAAGAGAUGCAAAAAGGACCACAUGGAAACAGAGGAGCUCUACCCUGCUCCUCUCGUUUAUACUGACCUUAAGAAAUGCUAAUCACUACUACUACAGAGUUUAGACACUUGGUCUACAGCUCAGGAGUUGGCAGGGCAGACAAAUGCGUUUUCAGAUGGCGUGACCUCUCUGGCACCCACCCAACUCUGCUACUGUACUGCCAACACGGUCACAGAUGUAGACAGACAGCAUGGCUGUAUCCCAUUAACUCUUCAUCCACAGAAACAAGCGGUAGGCCACAGUUGGCAGUGCCUGGCUUAGAUCUAGACCUCGGUCUUCUGUACAGAAAGACAUCUCCUGAAGGACAAGCUGCCAUCAAGGCAUGAAGACCCCUGAACGUCACAGAAGAAAAGGAGCCAAGAUCCUUGCUCGGAAACCUAAGCUAUGCAUCCACCAUAAAGCAGCAAGCGCUACUCUGUUCACAACUGACGGGAGCACAGAGUGGCACAGGGCGGGCAGGCUCCUGGAGACAGGGCCCAAGGCGUCUUGUAAUCCGUGCCUCAAGGCGAUGGUCUGGCCAACAAAGACAAACACACUUCACCCAGCCUGUUUUCCACUCUACUCUCAACAAGGCUCUAAGCAGCUGCCUUCUCCUGUAGUGAGGUCGGAAAAAAGAUCCCUCGAGAACAGAGCCUACCUGACUGGAGAUCCAGUACCAACCAGAGGCCUCCUGUCCUCAGUUCAUAAAAACGUACUUUGAAGAAAAACAUUUAUUUUUACCAAAUAUUGCUGAGCCUGUGCAUUAUGCAAUUUUUUCCUUUUCAUGUCAAAAACUCACACUGGCUUGUCUCCAGAGACCUGGGGGGCCAAAGACAGGGCUCAGAGACCAGCUCCACAAACAUCUAUGUCAACUUCCAUGCGACAGUGAGACCUGCCACCAUCCCGCUACAGAAGCUACAGCAUUAGCAAGACCAAGUGACAUCGCUGGAAACGUAGAUGAAACCUUUAUAGUAAUGACCUCAGGAGCCUCACCCACCAGGCCAACCCUGCCACAUUCCCACUUCCAGUUGGAGCCUAUGUUUCAGACAGGACCCAGCCCACUGAAGGCAGAGUGUGGAGCUGGCACACAAUCCUUCCAGUGUUUCCCAGGGGAGACAGACUUGCUGAUGCUGAGGAAGUUGUGGUAACAUUCCACACAUGCCUCUGCUUUCUCACACGUCUUUCGGAAGCAGAUGUGUGUCCUUCCAAAACAGUCACUGUCCAUUUGGGAAAUGUCACAAUAGAAUCAGAAGACUGACAAGGUGUAAAGAUUUAUU